Besnoitia besnoiti is the source of this 2763-nucleotide messenger RNA. RefSeq names its product TBC domain-containing protein. The transcript is spliced from 3 exons. The record is from RefSeq and is a predicted model, not a curated record. Gene Ontology annotation, biological process: activation of GTPase activity. Lineage: Eukaryota; Apicomplexa; Conoidasida; Eucoccidiorida; Sarcocystidae. Bases 1 to 2763 code for a protein of 920 amino acids. Gene Ontology annotation, molecular function: GTPase activator activity.
AUGUUUUCUCCAAGUUCUGCCGGGGGCGGCUCAACCGCACCCCAGGAGCUGAGUCGUCCUGUGUCGUGCUUGGGUGGCGCCUCGUUCCUGCCUGACGAAGACGACGACGGCUUGCCUCCGCUUACUUCCUCGUAUACUUCUUACUUGUUUGCGUCUCUCACUGCAGUCCCGCUCUCCUCGCAGGCGAACGAAGUCCUCGCCUCCGGGCGCUCCAGAGACGCAGAUGCGCUGUCGUCCUCUUCUUCAUCUGUGUCCAGUUCUUCCGACGAUCUCCUCUCCUCGUCGUACCCGUUUCUUCGGCGCAUCACAUGGCAGCGCUACCUCGGCUUGCUCCGCGGCGACGCCCCCGCGGAGUGGGCUGCGCAGGCGGAGGCCCAUAGGAAGAAAUAUCGCCAGUUGCUAGAUCAGCAGCGCCUGAGUGCAAAGCGUCUGACUUCGCUGGAUCCCCAAAAAUUUCAUCCGCUGGCCUCCACGGCGGACAACCCGUGGAGUCAGAAGCAGCUGAACGACUGCUUGAUGGAAGAAAUCUGGAAAGACGUCGAGCGGACCUUCGCAGAUCGUGCGCUUUUCUGUCGCGAGGCCACGCGAAAAGCGCUUCAGCGGAUUCUCUUCACCUGGAGUCGGCAAAACCCAGACAUCUCGUAUAAACAGGGCAUGAACGAGCUGCUCGCCAUCUUCUUCCUAAUCUGCGCGAGGGAACAAGUUCCCCCCGACGCUUCUUCGUCUGCUGCUUUGCCGACAGGAGGAUCAGAAGACCUUCCGCAGCCUGUGCGCGUGCUGCUGUCCUCCGUCCCCGACGACGUCGAGGCAGACUCGUUCUCGCUUUUCAACGCCCUCAUGAACGACUUCCUCAUGCGAGCCGCGUACAUUCCGCCGCCGCCGCCCAAGCCCGCAGCGUCCCCCAUGAGCAACAUCCUCGGGAAGGGCAUCGGGCCUCUCGGUGGGCUCGGCGCGACGCCCGCUGCCGCCGCCCCACAGACGCAGCAGUCUGCGAUCUUGUGGCGCUGCGGGCACAUCUUUCACAAACUUCUGCGCAAGACGGACAGCGCGCUGUACGAACACCUCGUCGAGAUGGAUGUGCAGCCGCAGCUCUUCCUCCUCCGCUGGCUGCGCCUCCUCUUCAGCCGCGAAUUCCACGUUCAAGACACGAUCCUCAUCUGGGAUGCCGUCUUCGCCGACGCCUACCUCCAGAAUGGCGCAACCUCCUCCUCUGCCUCCGCGCCGACAUCUUCCUCCGCCCCCGCGAACUCGGCUGUCGCCUCGUCUGUUUCGGGUUCGACGACCUCCGCGCCCGCUUCCUCAAGCGGCGUUGACCUUCUCAGCAGCACUCGCGCGUCCGUGGCGUCGGUUGCGUCGCCGAUGGGGAGCUCCCAGUCGUCCUCGGUGCCGUCGUAUGUCCCUGAGAAGCUCGGCGCCUCUGCGGCCUCGCGGCUUCCGCUGACGGAUUUCUUUGCGCUCGCGAUGCUGCGAUUCAUUCGCGAAAACCUCAUGGCGAGCGAUGAGACGCUAUGCCUCCGCCGGCUGCUCAAGUUCCCUCCUAUCGAGUCCCUCCAACCCCUGAUUCUCCUUGCCCUCGCGCUGCGCUCGCCGCAGAAGGCGCGCGCCGCGCAGACCGCACGCCCGUGCCCCUCCGCUCUGUCUCCUGCGGCGUCGCUUCAACAGCAUCGCCUGCCGUCUCGACACGACGAAGACGCCGGGCUCUACAAGCUCUGUCCACCACCUGCAUCGGCUCUUGGAGGGCGGAAGGCGAUCGCGAGGGCUGCAGAAGUUGACAGCGGCGCGAGGAGCUCUCCACCGGCACCGCAGAGCGUCUCACGAGAGUGCCACGCCUCUGCGACAGACGCCUCGUCGACGGCCUCUGUGUCCGUCGCGGCGACGGCGGCUCUCGGUGCAAGCCCGGCGCGCCCGGUUUGCAACGGCGACUUCUUCAUGACGACGCCUCAGGUCGGCACGAGCGGUGUACAUGCACCGCAGGUUGGCGACCCUGCCGCGCAGCCGCCGUCGCACGCCUGCAGCAAUCCGACCGCGGUGAAACGGGACGGCGGCGACGAGGGCGGCCGAGGAGGUGGAGGCAGUCUGUCUCGAGACGUUUCGAUCAAAGUUGGAUACGGCGCACGGACCGGCGAUGGGGUGAGCGGGCUGACGCUUGCUCGCCACGUCGGGGAGAUCCUCGCGACGCUCAAGGCCGCGGCGCACGCGGAGGAGGCUUCUGAGGCCGAGCGGAGGACCGGCAACGCCAUGCUCGCUUCGUCCGCUGCCUCGCCUGUCUCGGUUCGCCGGGCUGUGGGGUCCGCGAUUUCGCGUCUCGGCCUUCUUCGGCACGUGCUUGCGGGCGACGUCGCGUACAGUCCUUCGCUUUUCGCGGCAGACGAGGAGCCCUCGGGCUCUGCGGCGUCGCAGGCAGCCCCCGCCGCGUCGCCCCUUGCCGCGUCCUCGUCUGCAGCUCCGACUUCGUCAGGACAUGCGCUGGGAAGUCUCCGCAGCGAGGUGGAUGGCGCAGCGGCUGCGCGGAGGCUGCAGGGCGCCGAGAGGGGCAUCGGCGCCGCGGGCGCUCACGCAGCGCAAGAGAGAGCAGCCGACGCGCGAGGCAGCGGCGCGCCGCCCUUCUCGUCUCCGCUGUCGCCGCUUCCCGUUGUGGGCGGGUCGUCGGCGGGCCUGGCGAGCCCGACCUUCCUGCAGAAGCGCAGCGACGCGGGCGGGGCUGCAGAGGGUCUCGAAGAGAGCAGAGGCGCGGGCGGCGACCUGCUGGCGACGCUGCUCUGA